GGGUACCACAACCCCGGCAGGAACCCAGCAUCAGGAAGGGGUUUUGUUCGGCGGCGAGUCGCUUGCAGUCUCUGUCUCCGUGUGUGUGUGUGUGUGUGUGUGUGUGUGAUGUCCCGGUGCGUUCGCUGUCUCCGAUACAGCGGAGACACGCCGAGGGGAAGUCAGAGACAGAAAGUCCAGCUCGGCGAGCAGUCUUCGAGAGACAGAGACUGACAGAAGCAGGAGAAGAGCUUUUCCUGAGCCACAUAUCUCUGCAGGUCAAUGGAGCUGGAGAAUAUAGUCGCCAACACGGUCCUGUUAAAAGCCAGAGAAGGAGGUGGAGGAAAACGCAAGGGUAAAAGUAAAAAGUGGAAAGAAAUAUUGAGGUUUCCUCACAUCACUCAGUGUGAAGAGCAAAGAAAAUGUUUAGAGAGAAACUAUUCCAGCCUGUGUGAGAAGCAGCCAAUUGGAAGGCUACUUUUUCGACAAUUCUGUGAAGCCCGACCCGACCUUCAGCACUACAUAAAUUUUCUUGACUUGGUGGCAGAGUAUGAAGUUAUGCCAGAUGAAAAACGUGAAGAGAAAGGACAAGAAAUGAUUAGUAAAUACCUCACCCCAGAGACCCCAGAAUAUAUAGAAGAAGUCAGCGAAGAUAUUGUCCAACAAUGUAAAGAAAAACUUGAAAUGAAUGCAUGCAAAGAACUCUUCUGUAACUGUGUAAAAUCGGUGCAUGAUUAUCUCAGCGGACAACCGUUUAAUGAAUAUCAGGAAAGUAUGUACUUUGAUCGUUUUCUCCAGUGGAAGUGGCUGGAAAGACAAGCUGUAACAAAAAACACCUUUAGGCAAUAUAGAGUACUAGGUAAAGGCGGCUUUGGUGAGGUGUGUGCCUGUCAAGUCCGAGCCACAGGAAAAAUGUAUGCUUGUAAGAAGUUAGAGAAAAAGCGAAUAAAAAAGAGAAAAGGAGAAGCUAUGGCUUUAAAUGAAAAGCAGAUUUUAGAAAAAGUUAACAGUAGAUUUGUAGUUAAUUUAGCCUAUGCUUAUGAAACAAAGGAUGCACUCUGCUUAGUUCUGACCUUAAUGAAUGGAGGUGACUUGAAGUUCCAUAUCUACAACAUGGGAAAUCCAGGGUUUGAAGAAGAUCGGGCAGUAUUUUACGCAGCUGAAAUCUGUUGUGGCCUGGGAGAUCUUCACAAGGAAAAUAUAGUUUACAGAGAUCUGAAGCCUGAAAACAUAUUGUUAGAUGAUUAUGGUCACAUUAGGAUAUCUGAUCUGGGUUUAGCUGUGAAAAUUCCUGAAGGGGAUACGAUCCGUGGCAGGGUAGGAACAGUAGGAUACAUGGCACCAGAGGUACUAAAUAAUCGUCGAUACACAUUAAGCCCUGACCUCUGGGGUCUGGGGUGCUUAAUCUUUGAAAUGAUUGCUGGGCAGUCUCCAUUUAGAGGUCGGAAAGAGAAAGUCAAAAGGGAGGAGGUAGACCGACGAGUGUUGGAAACAGAAGAAGCUUACACAGACAAGUUCUCUGAAGAGGCAAAGUCUAUUUGCAAGAUGUUGCUAACCAAAGACCCCAAGCAAAGGUUGGGCUGUACAGGAGGUGGUGCUUCUGAUGUGAAGAAAAACCCAUUCUUCAGGAAUAUCAAUUUCAAGCGAUUAGAAGCGGGCAUCAUGGAACCUCCAUUUGUACCUGAUCCACGAGCAGUCUACUGCAAAGAUGUGCUGGAUAUUGAACAGUUCUCCACUGUGAAAGGGGUGAACCUGGACCAGACAGAUGACGAUUUCUAUUCAAAGUUUUCUACUGGCUGUGUUUCUAUUCCCUGGCAGAAUGAGAUGAUAGAAACUGAAUGUUUUAAGGAACUGAAUGUAUUUGGUCCAAAUGGAAGUCUAUCUCAGGACCUUGAUAGGAGUUACCUGCCUGAACCACCCAAACGAAGUCUACUUCAAAGGCUCUUCCGGCGGCAGAAUCAUCAUAGUCAUUCAAACAGCACUACAGGUGUGAAGGCCCAUUCCAAUCAUCAUGUGAAUUAUCAUCAAGCUAACUCAAACUCUGGAGGAAACAGCUAGUCUCAGCUCAUCGCUCGUGUGGUGAAUCUUUGUAUUCUUCAGAUUUUGCCAUUUACUGGAACUAUUUAGCGGGAAAGCACCAGUUCCUGGUAGAGUAUCCAUUCCACACGACAGAGCUGCUCCAUUUUAUUUGCUCUAGCUGCCUCACUUCCUCUCAGGUCUGUCUUGGAGGUUGGGAUCAUGAUGUUCGAAACAAGAUGGUGUCUCCUUAGAAUAUUGCAAUAGCAAAUCAAUGAAAAUGGCUACUUGCACGUAUUUAAAAAUAAUAUAGCAUUUACUAGAACUGUAUUUUGUCUUUAUUAAAAAAGGAGGUUUUGUAAAUUUCUCUAUAACUGUCUUGGUUUACAUUUUGUAUAUUUGUAUUUAAAGCAAGUCAGAAUCAGGAUGUAAAUUUUCUGCCCAGCAGCUGUAAAGCAAUGUGCUGAUUCCACAAUGAACAUCUUACCUAUUUUUUAUGAAUUGUGAUUUAAGACUUCCUCAGCAUUUAACAGUGAAAGAGAACUUCUUAACUCUGCAAUAGAACAUUUUUCAUAUCUUUUGCCAUAUCUGCAGUCAUUUUAUAUUUUUGUAGUUUGUUAUAGCUUGGAAUUUUAUUAAAUAUCCCUCUUUCAUUUGUAUUGUUUUUUCAUUUUAUUUUUUAUUUAACAAGUGCAUCUUUCCUAUAAUUUAUAUGUAAGUGACAUUUUAAUCUGAGUGAAUGUAUCCUAGAUUUCUUUUAAAAGAACUUUUCUUAGCACAUAUAAUUAUUCUUUAUCAAGGACAAUAUGUUUUUGAAUGUGAAAAUGCUCAGUUGAGGGGGGAAGUCAUUUGGUCUACUUUUGCCAUGAUUAAAAGUACAUUUGGUUGAACCCUUACACCACUUAAACAUAUCACACACGUUGGGAUUAUUGAAAUAAACACCAUGUGUUGCUGGUUAGGUGUUGUGAUCUGAAUAAAACAUCUUUCAUAGAGUUAAAUGCAAAUAGGAAUGUAUAGCAGCUUGUGCACUGGUGUAUUAGCAUAAUGUGUCAUGUUGUUGAAGCACUUAGAUAAUUGGCUGUUACUUCCUAUUUGCUCUGCGUGUCUAAUCUCAGGCAUUUUGCAGAGGUGAAGCUGGAGUGGAAGCAAGGGUGUUCCCCUUGAGGGAAGAAGUGAGCCAAUCUUCUCAGUAGGCCCCAUGCACCUGCUGAUGACUGGCUGGAGAUUGCCCUAGGCAUGGGUAUGCGUUCAGGUAGCAAGGUUGGGCUGUUUGAUGAUGAUUUAAGGUGGAUGAGAAUUAAAGAGAGAAAAUAAAAGAAAACUCAAUUGGAAACCUUUCCCUCCCCACCCAUUACCAGCAGAGUUGUGUUGUGUGGAUAAACAUACUGAUCAAGGUGCAAAGCAGGCUGAAAUACAUUAGUCUUCUAAUAAUAUCCAGUUGUUACGUUCCUCAGGAUUCUGAGGAUCUCAUACAGCCUUAACAAAGCCCCAGGCUGUUUUAUUUUGCAUAAUGUACAUUUUGUAUACUUAAUCAAUCAAUCACGUUUUAUAGCUUACUUGGAAGUCUGGCAGCUACACACCAGCAAGAGGACCUAAUGACAAUUAAUCUAUUCCUCUUCAGAGAAAACUAUGUAUAUACAUGAUAAAAUAAGUAGUAUCACAUCUGAUCCUAAUAAUUAAUAAGUUUACUUCACUCCCAAUAUUUUGAUCAGUUUUUAUUUGUCCCAGUCUUAAAAUGUGUUACAGAUCAUAAUGAUUUCAAUGUUAGUCAUAUUUCAAAGAGUGAAGUGUAUUAACAAGAAUUUCUGUUGUCAUUUAUGAGGGGGUUGUGUAGUGUACAGUCAGCCAGGGAUAUUCAGAUGUGGUGUAAGGGUUAAAUCUACCAAUGUGAACAUAUAUUAAUAUUCAUAAACAUUUGCCUGGUGGGGAGAGAAAACUAUCAUUAAUGUACAGUCAAUUCCUGUUACUUGAAUAGUCAUUAAAUGUCAAAAUUGUAUUUAGUUAUCAGAGGUUGACAGAAAAACUUAGUAAGACUAUUCUCUUGGCCAAAUCCCAUGCACAUUUUAAUCACAAUGGAAUGUUUUCUGAAAUCUGAUUUGUUUUAUAUUCUUUGAAAUUUACUGUAAUUUAAAUAAGUAUCAAGCAAUGUUUCAUUACAAUUGAAUUGUAAAAUUAAGUAAUUGAAGUAUUCGUAUUCACUUAACAGGAAUUUACAACUUUCAUUAAUAAAAAUGAAAAUAGAAAAAAAUUCUGCUUUUUACUGACUUCACAAAGAUGUUUACUUGGCAGAUAUUCACUUAAUUGGAAUUGAAUAUUUACUAAUAAAUAC
Messenger RNA from Pristis pectinata (smalltooth sawfish), 4324 nucleotides. Its product is annotated as G protein-coupled receptor kinase 5-like. Gene Ontology annotation, cellular component: cytoplasm. Lineage: Eukaryota; Metazoa; Chordata; Chondrichthyes; Rhinopristiformes; Pristidae. The transcript has 16 exons. Gene Ontology annotation, biological process: protein phosphorylation; signal transduction; regulation of signal transduction. Gene Ontology annotation, molecular function: ATP binding; G protein-coupled receptor kinase activity. The record is from RefSeq and is a predicted model, not a curated record. Bases 262 to 2037 code for a protein of 591 amino acids.